AGAGAGAGAGAGAGAGAGAGAGAGAGAGAGAGAGUACCACGGUCAGCCACGCGUACAGCGCCUGUGCGCAGCAGUGGGCAGAGGAGUGCGCAGCAGCAGCAGCAGCAGCAGCAGCGGUCCGGGAGUUGUCACUUACUUCAUAGAAAGUCUGGAAACGGACUAGACGAGAGAGCGGAAGAAACACCCAUAGACGUCUUGCGAGAAGAGGAACGAGACGAGGCCGGAGUGAAGGGACGUGUGUGUGUAAUGUCGCGUCAGUCGGCAGCCAGAAGACAGAUGAUGGAGACCAAACUGUGGGCUGCUCUUUGUGCGCUUCUGCUCGUCAACUCCGGAUCCGCCGAUCACAGUGAAGACCACGCUGCUGCUGCUCCGACGACUUCAAGUGGCGUCCCUGUUACUGGGGCAGGUCCAGUAACUAAAGCUGCAUACUCUGAACCUGGCCCCACUCUGCGUCCCACCAGUCAUGGACUGAGCGACUCUGAUCCAAACACAAGUCUGCAAGACACCAGCAGUUUGAGCAACAGCACAGCCACAAGCCAGGAAGUUACCGUUGUGACAUCCACUUCAGAAAAGAACAUAAACUCAACAACACAGCUGCAAUCAGAGCCUCCUGCUACAUCUGUGGACCUCCCCUCUACUUCUCACACCCCCGACUCCGCCAUUACUAUCAGCCCCACACACAUAGCUCAGUCUUUCUCGGUAGAUGUAACAGCCACACAGUCGCCAGACUCCAGCACAUCACAUAAGGCUGCAUCUGUGCUUCCUGAUUCCACAUCAGACCAGCUCAGUCCACCCAAAACCACCUCCUCGAGCCUCGUCGCAGUGAGCCAGUCCGCACAGCCCGAGCGCACCGCUGCCGCUUCCAUUACUCUGUCGACGUCAACAUCAAGCGCCACUUCCUCUCCCCAGACUCACAAUUCCCCAUCAUCAGCGCACACUUUGUCGUCGGAAAGCCACCGUGAGACCACCACCAAAGCCCCGGUGAAGUCCUCCACCUCCGCCGCCACGCUGCCAAACGGUCCGUCUGCUCAGGCCAAAACUCACACCGACAGCCUGUCGCAGCUGAAUGUGGGGAACGACCCCACGAUGGUCCACGACUCUCCCACAUUAGAUCCGCUCCUGGCCGGCCUGGUGACAGCCUUCAUCAUCACCGCUGUCAUCAUCACACUCCUCCUCUUCCUCAAACUGCGCCGCAGAGACAACAGGCCAGAGUUUCGCCGGCUGCAGGACCUACCUAUGGACGAUAUGAUGGAGGACACACCCUUGUCCAUGUACAGCUACUGAUGGAGGCACCACAACACUCGUGGGGCACAAGAACUCCUUUUCGUCUAUGACUCAGACUCAGGCAGCUGUUGUUGAAAGUGGCCUCUCCUCCCCACACCAAACAGGAAGAACCUUGGUAGGAAUAUGCACAGUUCUGGAUUCUGUUCAUUUAUCCAGAUUGUUGACUUGUAAAGACUGACAUGGUGUGAACUGCAAUGGACAGUGAAGACAACGCCCAGGAUCGCUCCGUGUGGAUAAAGUCUGUUUUGGUGUUUGUAAUUAUUAUAAUUUGAGCUUUUGCCUGUGUUCAGUGCCGAACAGUUGAUAUUGUUCAACUCAAUGUUGUUGGGGUUGUUGGGUUGUUUAAAAUGUUUUCAUUUCCUUAUAGCUGAAAAUGGCGAGUGUAAGUUGUAGGAUGGCUCACAGGACUCAAACCACCCUCAUGGACUGUUUGAGAGCAAUCAGAUUGAGAGGACAGAGACACGAAAAAUACAAAAACAGCUUGAAUAUCGUGUUAAUAAGGUUGCACUUUAUGUUUUCAGAAGUGGUGACAAACAGAAAUGUAUUUUUGUUCAUGAGAAAAGUCACGGUCAGUGUGUGUACAUAGGCAGCAUAGCGGGGUGUGUGUGUGUGUGUGUAUGUGUAUGUGUGUGUGUGUGUGUGUGUGUGUGUGUGUGUGUGUGUGUGUGUGUGUGUGUGUGUGUGUGUGUGUGUGUGUGUGUGUGUGUGUGUGUGUGUGUGUGAGAGAGAGAGUGUGAGUGUGUGUGUUCAUGGUGCAUGCCAGGUAAUGAGGGACUAUUUGAAGUUUUUCUGUGUUCUAAGUCCUGCUGCUGGUAGGGCUGAUACUCGCUGUGGGCCAUAUUUUUGUGUUUCUUUCUUGGGAUCUUAUGUCUAGAAGAGGGUACCUUGCAGACUACAGGCACAGCUCUCUCUGUAUGCUGCAGCUACAGUCCAAACACACCUCCAAAUUCAGCAGUCAUUCCCAUUUAAAGGCAAGGGGGGCAAGUAGCUGCUCCAACUUGCCCCGUGCUUGAAGAUUAGCCUCAAGCAUGUUCACCAUGAGGCGCUCCUUCAGACAGUGACAGUUGCAGACUGAAGUUGGCCAGUGGCCUUUCCACACAGUGCUAGCAUUGUUCUCCGCCUUGUAAAUGCUACUGAUGAUUCAUGCAAAAACAAAACAAUAAAUCCCAAUCUCUUUGAAAGUCUUUGUUUCAGUUGCUUCUUUAGAAUUCAAAAGUCGCAGAUGAAUUAAAAAUGUGACGUGGAUGAAUGUGAAACCUCAGCCUUAUUACCUUCAGUCAGCAAGUUGCCAAGUGUUCUCUGAUGUUCACUGUACGCCAGUGUUGCGGUAAACUUAAAGUGAGUUGGAGAAUGGAAGCGGAAGUGGGACAGUUACAGGACUGAUUAACAUUCUCUUUUCACCUUAGUGUUUACAGGUGCAUCUCAAGCUGUCACAGCAUCAUAGGAACUGAUUUUUUUGUCCAUUAUUUGUAGUUAGCUUUUUUUUUUUAAAUCAUAAGUGUGAUUACUACAUCCAGUUAAAAAAAUAUUAUCACUUUUACCAUUCAUGACAUUCUCCCUGGUUGGAGCCCAGGGUUAGGAGAACUGUCAUUGUUCAGUUAGCAUGUUCUACCUGUGUGCUUGUGUGUUUUGCUUUUCAUUCUUUUUUUUUUUUUUUUUUUUUUAUUCUGAUGAAUGGGGUUCCUAUCUCAGUCCAAAAAAAUUGGCAUUUGGCGGUCUGUCUCUCCGUCUCUCCGUGUUUGUCCUGUGGCGGACAUGCUGACCUGUUCACAGUCAAUUCUGCCUUCAACCAUGGCUAGCUGGGUUUAGCGCUACCACAAAGACAGAGAUGGAUGGACAUAUAAAUUAAGAUUAUAAACAAAAAAAGCAAAAAAGUUUUGAAAUGUUUAAAUCUAUGUGUAAAAAGAUGAAAUUGACAUUUAUCUGGUUUGCUGGAAGAAAUCUCUUCCAUAAUUCUAUUUUCGAGGAUGCUUCUGUGUACACUGGCUGGUGGACAUCGAAUUUGAAUUUGGGGUUAAUGGCUGAGCUUCUAUGACGAAAACCCAACAGAAACAUCACUCGGUGAUGUGGUGAGGCAUGGGGACACGUUUGGUCUUCAUUGGCAUGGAUGCUGUGUAUUUUAGAAAAAACAAUAUUUGUUUGCAGUAAGCAUUUGUAAGCAGUCUAACCUGCUAAAGGUUUUGCACAGACUGACACCUGCUGCCCUUGCAAACCAUGUAUCGACUCGUCCAUGAUCUUAAAACUUCAGUGUUGAUAAAUAGAAGCUCUGUGUUCUGUAAUUUUCUUCAAGUGUUAAAGGACCGAGGCCUUCCUGCCAGAUGUGAUUUAUGGACCGUUGGUGAUUUUUGAUUAAAAGUAUUUUGAAACCAU
Molecule: messenger RNA, 3654 nt
Organism: Salarias fasciatus (jewelled blenny)
Lineage: Eukaryota; Metazoa; Chordata; Actinopteri; Blenniiformes; Blenniidae
Product: putative protein TPRXL
Exons: 5
Coding region: 247-1284 (345 amino acids)
Source: RefSeq, a predicted model, not a curated record